Molecule: messenger RNA, 1961 nt
Organism: Salvelinus namaycush (lake trout)
Lineage: Eukaryota; Metazoa; Chordata; Actinopteri; Salmoniformes; Salmonidae
Product: baculoviral IAP repeat-containing protein 7-like
Exons: 7
Coding region: 74-1333 (419 amino acids)
Biological process (GO): positive regulation of protein ubiquitination; negative regulation of apoptotic process; regulation of cell cycle
Cellular component (GO): cytoplasm; nucleus
Molecular function (GO): cysteine-type endopeptidase inhibitor activity involved in apoptotic process; ubiquitin protein ligase activity
Source: RefSeq, a predicted model, not a curated record
UGCAGGGAAUAUAUGUCCAGCACUGCGCGAUCCGCGCUUCCACCCGCACAGUCCACUAUGGAACGGAAAGGGGAUGACUGGCACAGGACCGAAGGAGAAAGAAGGCACCACAAGUCCCAGGAUGACGGGUUACAGGAGCAAGAUGCUGUAUAUUCUGGAGAAGCCCCAGAUGCGAGGCGAGGAGGAACGGCUUCGAACUUUUGAAAACUGGCGGAGGGACACACCAGUCACCGCGGGCAACCUGGCCAGAGCGGGAUUCUAUUUUCUGGAGCCCGAGGAUAAGGUUCAGUGCUUCUGUUGCGGAGGGAUCCUGCGGUACUGGGUCCAUGGGGACAGUCCGAUCGUCGAACACAAGAGGCACUUCCCCACCUGUAGUUUCGUGCUGGGUAGAGCCGUUGGGAAUAUCCCGCUGUUUGUCGUUUCCAGGUCCCCUUCUGACUCCGUGGACGGCCAGCUGUUGAGCCAGCUCCAGAGGAUGACCGUGGACGACCAGGGAAUGGCCGGGCAGGCUGUCUACCCUGAGAUGGAGUUAGAGGAAUCCAGGCUCACCACCUUUCACAACUGGCCCACGGGUGCUGCGGUCCAGCCCAAUGUUCUGUCGAGGGCAGGAUUCUUCUACACAGGCCACGGUGACAACGUGAAAUGCUUUUACUGCGACGGAGGGCUGAGGAACUGGGAACCUGGAGAUGACCCCUGGCAGGAGCACGCCAAGUGGUUCCCGCGAUGUGACUUCCUGGUCCAGACGAGAGGACGUGACUAUGUCAGCAAUAUCCGGGCUACCCACUUCCACAGAGAGACUGUGGGUGGAUCACAGACACCGGUGUCCCAAGAAAUUACUUCAGAAAAUGACGUGGUGGGUGGUCUGGGCACACCCUCAGUCAUGCUGUCUCCUGUGGUCCAGACCGUGCUCCAGAUGGGCUUCGAGGCUGGCCUGGUGGAGAGUCUGGUCCAGACCAAGUACCUGCUGACCGGCCAGCACUACACCUCCGUGUCGGACCUAGUCACUGACGUACUGGCUGCUGAGGAGGAGGACCGGACCAGGGGGCUGCAGAGCAGAGUCCAGGAGCCGGUGGAGAGACAGGGGCCCAGUGCAGGAGGGGUCAGGACACAGACACCCAUCAGAGAAAAAGCAGUGGGAGACUCCACCCCUGAGGAGCUCCUGCGUCAGCUGCAGGAGGAGCGAACAUGUAAGGUGUGUAUGGACAAGCUGGUAUCCAUCGUCUUCAUCCCCUGUGGUCACCUGGUGGUGUGUAGUGACUGUGCUGCCAGCCUGCGUCACUGCCCCAUCUGCAGAGCCACCAUCAGAGGCAGCGUCCGAGCAUUCAUGUCCUGAGAGCCACAUUCAAGUACAAGACCCUUGUGUGAGUCGGAGUGUGUAUGUGUGUAUAUUCGUAAGAUUGCCCGAAAGUAUACCUAAUACACCAACACACAAUAUCCUCGUUUCACUUUUAGGCUUUUGUUUGCCUUUGACAAAUGAAGACAGAUUCUACAACCCCUCUGGGCGGCUCAUCUUUCUAUAGGUGCUGUGAGAAUUUUGUGAAAAUGUCUCCUGGAUUUUAGAUGCCUGACAGAUCUGACCCAUUCUGCUAACCUCAACACUGCUCUGCUGUUGAUUUGCCCUGCUCAAAAUAACCACCAAAAUCAAAAUGGCUUCUUUUUGGCUGGAGAAGAUGUUGUUGAAUAUAUUUAUUUGAAUACAGUAAACACAUUGGCAAUAUCAUUAUUGGUGUUUACAGAGAUCAACUGGGAGAGCAAGCGUAUCAGUCCAACUGCACAUCAGAUUACAGUUUGUACAAAUACUAUGAAUAAUCCCUAAAACAAAUGACACAGAAUCGGUUUAUUAAAAGUACACAUCAUUUGGCCUUCCGAGUGGCGCAGCGGUCUUAGGCACUGCAUCGCAGUGCUUGAGGCGUCACUACAGACCCGGGUUCAACCUGGAGACCCAUGAGGUGGCGCACAAU